CUCAACUCACUUCAUUGUUCUUUCUUUGCUAAAAUUCUCUUUCCAUUACAAACUCUUCUUCUUCUCAUAGCUCAACGAGUUCUCAUCUUCGCAUUCGCAGACUUCAGGUAACUUGUUCGUCAAGGUUUCUUCUAUUCUCGUUUACAAAUUUUUUCGCUUUACAUUAUCAUCAAGGUAUGCGUUGGUUGAAUGAUUUAGGAUUAGUCAUGAGUGAUGAUUUGAUAUUCGGUACUUUAAAGCUCAAAUUUUUAGGGUUUGAUAUGAUUUCGGAUCUGAUCGCAUUGGAUAUUGAAAUGCUGAUAAAGUGGUUGAUUUGGAUUUGGAGUGUUAUUGGAAUGUUGCUUCUUUUUAGAUUAUCAUGGUUAUGAAUGUGACAAGGUUCAAAGUUAGGGUUUAGUAUGAACUGGGAUGUGAUCGAAUUGGGCAUUGAAAUUUAGGGUUUAAUAUGAUUUGGGAUGUAGUCAAAUUGGAUAUUGAAAUGUUGAUCAAGUGGCUGAUUUGGAUUUUGGGUGUUAUUGGAAUGUUGUUUCUUUUUAGAUUAAUAUGGAUAUGAAAGUGAAAAGGUUCAACAGAACUGAUCGAGUCAUUGGGACAACGUGCAUCUAUUGGCUCCAAGGAAGAUGCAACAGAAACCCGUGUAGGUUUCUUCACAGUGAGACACCGUCUAUUAGGGCUACUGCUUCUUAUAGAGAUGAUACUGCAUCGUACCAUAACGCAAGGAAGCGUUGUAGUGUAUCGCCUACGCCUGAAUCUGCUAAGAGGGUCUCAUGGAGAAAGACUGAAAAUGACAUGUCGGUUCCCAAACAUACUACUAAGAAGGUCUUGAGUAGAAAUUUGGAAGAUGACAGAGAAAGGACACAAGUUCUUCCUCAGAAGCCUUCAACAAGCAUCUGCAAAUAUUGGAUGAAUGACAACUGUGUUCAUGGUGAUAAGUGCCGGAAUUUACACUCAUGGUCUUAUGGCGAUGGGUUUUCCAUAUUAGCAAAGCUUCAAGGACACAAGAAGCUUGCCACCGGAAUUGCACUUCCAAAUGGAUCAGACAAACUUUAUUCUGGCAGCGCCGACGGGACACUUCGGUCAUGGGACUGCCAUACCGGUCAAUGUGCCAAUUUGAUGAAUCUUGGUGCCGAAGCUACCUCUUUGAUUAAUGAAGGCCCAUGGAUUUUUGUUGGUCUUCCUAACACUGUCAAGGCAUGGAAUAUUCAGACUGCUUCGCAGUUUACUCUUGAUGGACCUAAGGGACGAGUCCUUGCCAUGACUGUUGGCAAUGAUACACUCUUAGCUGGAGCAGAGGAUGGUGUAAUUUCUGCAUGGAGAGGCAGCUCGGAACCCAAUUCUCCUUUUGAAUUGGUUGCAUCCCUAUGCGGUCACACUAAAUCUGUUGUUUGCCUGACUGUUGGGGCUCACAACAAGAUGCUGUACUCAGGAUCCAAGGAUCAAAGCAUUAAGGUUUGGGACCUAGACACAUUUCAGUGUAAAAUGACACUCAAUGCACAUGCAGAUGAAGUCACAUCCCUUCUUUGUUGGGACAAUUUCUUGUUAUCGGGUUCAUCAGACCGCACUAUCAAGGUCUGGUAUAAAACCAUGGAGGAAACUUUGGAAGUUGCAUAUUCACACGAUGUAGAAAAUGGUGUUGUUGCACUUUCUGGGAUGACAGAUCCAAAAGAUAAGCCUAUAGUGUUCUGCUCUACUAGAGACAAUUCAGUUCGCCUCUAUGAACUACCAUCAUUUGCCGAGAGGGGUAGAUUGUUUGCUAAGCAAGAAGUUGGAUUAAUCGAUGUAGCUCCUGGUGGACUCUUCUUCACCGGAGACAGAACUGGAAUGCUGACUGUCUGGAAAUGGUUAGAAGAGCCCAAGGCUGCAGCAUCCUCUUGAGACAUGACAAAUGCUUUCUUCCACCAACUACUUAACACCGUUGAUGUAAAUUGCGUAAUGCUUUCAAUUUAUUUUUUCUCGAAUCAAUUCAUGAUUGCUAAUAGUAAAAGCAAAUUUGUAUAUAUUUAACAGAGCAAUUCCAGUUC
This is a messenger RNA of Vicia villosa (hairy vetch), 2021 nucleotides long. Its product is annotated as zinc finger CCCH domain-containing protein 48-like. The record is from RefSeq and is a predicted model, not a curated record. NCBI's taxonomy places the organism in Eukaryota, Viridiplantae, Streptophyta, Magnoliopsida, Fabales, Fabaceae. The transcript has 7 exons. Gene Ontology annotation, molecular function: metal ion binding; protein binding. Bases 544 to 1875 code for a protein of 443 amino acids.